Pteropus alecto (black flying fox) is the source of this 1147-nucleotide messenger RNA. RefSeq names its product cerebellin 1 precursor (gene CBLN1). Bases 216 to 569 code for a protein of 117 amino acids. Gene Ontology annotation, cellular component: synaptic cleft; glutamatergic synapse. NCBI's taxonomy places the organism in Eukaryota, Metazoa, Chordata, Mammalia, Chiroptera, Pteropodidae. The transcript is spliced from 3 exons. The record is from RefSeq and is a predicted model, not a curated record. Gene Ontology annotation, molecular function: protein binding.
UGGAGCUGCUGCUGCUUGGGGCGGUGUGGCUGGCGGGCCCGGCCCGCGGGCAGAAUGAGACGGAGCCCAUCGUUCUGGAGGGCAAGUGUCUGGUGGUGUGCGACUCCAACCCCACGUCUGAUCCCACCGGCACAGCUCUGGGCAUCUCUGUGCGCUCCGGCAGCGCCAAGGUGGCUUUCUCUGCCAUCAGGAGCACUAACCACGAGCCGUCCGAAAUGAGUAAUCGCACCAUGAUCAUCUACUUCGACCAGGUACUAGUGAACAUCGGAAACAACUUUGAUUCAGAACGCAGCACUUUCAUCGCCCCGCGCAAAGGGAUCUACAGUUUUAACUUCCACGUGGUAAAGGUCUACAACAGACAGACCAUCCAGGUGAGCCUCAUGUUAAACGGGUGGCCGGUGAUUUCAGCCUUCGCUGGUGACCAAGACGUGACCCGGGAAGCCGCCAGCAACGGAGUCCUAAUCCAGAUGGAGAAAGGCGACCGAGCAUACCUCAAGCUGGAGCGAGGCAACUUGAUGGGGGGCUGGAAGUACUCGACCUUCUCCGGAUUCCUCGUGUUUCCCCUCUGACUGGCGCAGCACCGCAUGGAGGCGGGGAGAGGGCGAAGGCAGGAGGGGCAAUGAGAAGGAGGCUGAAAUGUAAGGAGAAAGCUGCGGACUGGGAACGUCCCACGUGUUCCCCAGCUGAUUCCGCGUGAAAGGUGCGCCAGGCGGUGGGACGACUCUGUCCAUUUACUCCUUAGAAGUAAAUUCCACCUAGCUCUGCGCACUCCCAUUUCCGAAAAUAAACUCGCCUCCCGAUUUCAGUUUCAGUAACGAAGGAAGAGAGACUGCUUUGUCGUUGUUUCUUACCCCAUGUUCAUGCUCCCUACCAUUUACCGAAAAGAAACUUUGUAUUUCACCGUAUAAUGUGAGAUAUCUUCUUCCGCUGUCCGCUGCUGAAAUCUAAUAUGCCCCUCCCCCCUUUUAGUUGAGAGGGGGCAAGGUUUUGUUUUGGUUUUGUUUUUGGAUGGGGGAGUUACUUUUAAUUUGGCAAGUAUUGCUCUUCUUAAAACAGCGCUCAAGAGUUAAUUAGCUGAAGAUACUUUGUGUCCUCGGCUGCUUGUUAGCAGAGAAAGGACUCACCUUAGUGGUGACUGGUUUAAAAA